Messenger RNA from Brassica napus (rape), 2074 nucleotides. RefSeq names its product fasciclin-like arabinogalactan protein 2. Gene Ontology annotation, cellular component: plasma membrane. Bases 483 to 1688 code for a protein of 401 amino acids. The transcript has a single exon. NCBI's taxonomy places the organism in Eukaryota, Viridiplantae, Streptophyta, Magnoliopsida, Brassicales, Brassicaceae. The record is from RefSeq and is a predicted model, not a curated record.
AGUAGCAUUAGACUGCAUAAUACAUAAAAUGUAAGUCAAGCCAACCAAAUUAAUAUGGCUGAACCGGGAGCAUUUGUAGUAACCGACAGUUAGCAGCUUAUAAAGUUAACCGUCUUUCCCUUACAAAAGUACAUUCUUCUGCAGCCGGUGUCUGAAAUCAUAGACUCGGAAAGUACAUGGACGAGAAUGUCUAGAAGGAUUGUGAAAGUAACUGUCGGUGAAGUUGAUCAAAAAGAAGAAGAAAAAAAAAAGUGUCGGUUUGUUGCGUACAUAUAAAUAUAUAAAUCGGACACCCCAUGUUACUUUCAGACACAAACUUAUGUGGGCAUGUGGCCCCUCUUACCUGCUUCUGCGCUGUAAAAUAUCCGAGACAGCUUUGAUUCUUAUUAUUAUUAAUCAUAUCUCUUAUAAUUAUAGCAUUUCUUUCUUCUUCAUUGCUACCACACAACUCCACUAAUCACCUAGCCGCCGACACUCCCAAAAUGGCUUAUCUCCGGCGAGCAGCCGCCGCAUUGAUUAUUAUUAUGUUCCAACUCUUGUCUCUCUCAAACGCCCACAACAUAACCAAAAUCUUGGCCAAAAACCCUGACUUCUCCACUUUCAACCACUACCUCUCGGCCACCCAUCUCGCCGACGAGAUCAACCGCCGUCAAACUAUCACCGUCUUGGCCGUUGACAACUCAGCAAUGAACUCAAUCCUCUCCAAAGGCUACUCACUCUACACCAUCCGCAACAUUCUCUCCCUCCACGUCCUCGUCGAUUACUUCGGAGCCAAGAAGCUCCACCAGAUCACAGACGGCUCCACCUCCACCGCGUCCAUGUUCCAGUCCACCGGAUCCGCCACGGGAACUUCCGGCUACGUCAACAUCACCGACAUCAAAGGCGGGAAAGUUGCUUUCGGUGUCCAAGACGACGACAGUCAACUCACGGCUCGCUACAUCAAAUCCAUCUUCGAGAAGGCUUACAACAUCUCCGUCCUUCACAUCAGCCAAGUCUUGACCUCGCCGGAAGCAGAGGCUCCCACCGCGAGCCCUAGCGAUCUCAUCCUCACCACGAUUCUCGAAAAGCAAGGAUGCAAAGCUUUCUCCGACAUGUUGAAAACCACCGGAGCCGACAAGACGUUUCAAGACACCGUCGACGGAGGCUUGACGGUGUUCUGUCCUUCCGACAGCGCCGUCGGGAAAUUCGCGCCGAAGUUCAAAGCUCUCUCCGCGGCGAACAAGACGGCGUUGGUGUUGUACCACGGCAUGCCGGUUUACCAGUCGUUGCAGAUGCUUAGAUCAGGUAACGGCGCUGUUAACACGUUGGCGACUGAGGGUAACAACAAGUUUGACUUCACGGUUCAGAACGACGGAGAGGAAGUGACGCUUGAGACGGACGUUGUGACGGCGAAGUUAACAGGGACGUUAAAGGACCAAGAGCCGUUGAUUAUUUACAAGAUAGAUAAAGUUUUGUUGCCGAGAGAGAUCUAUAAGGCCGUUAAGGCGUCUGCUCCAGCACCUAAAUCAAGUAAGCAUAAGCCUAAGAACGCGGAGGCUGAUGAAGACGCUGACGGACCAAGCGCUGAUGCUCCGUCAGAUGAUGACGGUGAGGUUGCUGAUGAUAAAAAUGGUGCCGUUACGGUUACACGAAACAAUGUUCUUGUGACGGCGAUUGUGGGGCUCUGUUUUGGAGUUUGGCUCAUGUGAGAUGUUGUUGGUUACAUGUGGUUGGGAAUCUUGUUUUCUCGAUUUUCUUGUUUUUGAUCUUUCUUGAUUUUCUUGUGGGACAAUGAAUUCAAUCAUUAAAUUCAUUACUUGUUUAGUUAUAAAUCAUUAAGUGGAUGUCCCAUAGCCAAAACCAAGACAAGGCCCAGCCGUGUCCAAGAGGAGAGAGAAUCGGCGUCCAAGAGGAGAGAGAGUCGGCCUAUCCCUUGGCCGACUUUAGACUUAGGACGUUUUCUAUUUAUCUGUUUUAGAUCUUUUCCUAUUUCAUGUUGUAUUAGGUUUCGGAUAAUUUUCUUUUUUCUAUACUUUGUAAUCCUUAUAUAAAGAACCUCUAUUGUUCAUUAAUAAUACACAGACAAUUCCCCAUU